AAAUGUAUCACGCCACUUCUACCGACAUCACGUAAUCCCGAUUGAUUGAUUUAGCCGGUAUCUAGCCGGUUUCAUCAAUAAUUUUCUCGAACGGGCAUCAUCUCCGCUGAAAUGGACAUCGAUAACUUAAGACGUGAACUUAAAGAGAACAAUCAAGACCAUUUGCUCCUGCAUUGGGAUUCACUUAACGAUGAGGAGAAAUCUAAUUUUUACAAAGAUCUCAAGCACAUCGAUUUCGCCAAAAUUAACCACUGGUUCGAGAAGACCAUGCGCGAAGCCGAAGCAAGUGACAAGAAAGAUGAGAAAUUGGAGCCAGUUCCACCACAGAUAGUUGGUAGUGUAAUCGGAGCGAAAAAUGAAAACAAAGUCACCAGUUGGAGAGAGAAAGGUCUACAGUUGAUAAGCGAAGGAAAAGUCGCUGUACUGCUUCUCGCCGGAGGGCAAGGAACGCGGCUGGGAGUCUCUUAUCCCAAGGGAAUGUACAAUGUCGGGUUACCAUCACAGAAGACAUUGUAUCAACUUCAGGCCCAGAGAAUCUUAAAAGUGCAAGAACUGGCUUAUGAACUCACCGGAAAGAAAUCGACAGUUCCUUGGUACAUCAUGACAAGUGAACACACCAUGGAAGAAACAAAAAAGUUUUUUGAAAAACGCAAUUACUUUGGGCUGCAAAGAAAUGAUGUGCUAUUCUUUGAGCAGCACACCAUUCCUUGUCUAACAAUGGAUGGAAAAAUUAUUCUUGAUCAAUGUGGUAAAGUUGCCAGAGCCCCUGGAGGAAACGGUGGUUUGUAUGCUGCCCUUAUUGAUGAUGGUGUAGAUGACCAUGUUACCAUUGGUACAAUGAGAAAGCGAGGAAUAGAGUAUCUUCAUGUAUACUGUGUUGACAACAUCCUUGUUAAGAUGGCAGAUCCUGUGUUUGUUGGAUUUUGUGUUGACAAGUCAGCAGAAUGUGGUGCUAAGGUUGUCGAGAAAACACUUCCAGAUGAGAGAGUUGGAGUUGUUGUGAAAUGUGAGGGCAAAUAUCAGGUUGCUGAAUACAGUGAGAUAUCAAAAGAAAUUGCAGAGAUGAAAGACCCAGACAACAAUGAUAGGCUCUUAUUUCGAGAUGGAAACAUUUGCAAUCAUUUCUUCACUGUGGACUUCUUGGAGAAAAUUGUAACGGAGCAUGAACCAUCACUCAAGUUUCACAUUGCUAAGAAGAAGAUCCCAUUUGUUGAUGGAAGUGGAAAAAGGAAUAAACCAGUGGAACCAAAUGGAAUUAAACUGGAGAAGUUUGUCUUUGAUGUCUUUGAGUUCACAGAGAAACUUGCUCUUCUGGAAGUUGCUAGAGAAGAUGAAUUUUCACCUCUAAAAAAUGCCAAGGGCUCACCAAAGGAGAGUCCAGAAACAGCACUCAGGGACUUGUCAAAUUUGCAUCGUAGAUAUCUAACCAAAGCUGGUGCCAAGUUUAAAGACACCAAUGGGACCACAUCUAUAGUCUGUGAAAUUUCUCCUCUUCUUUCCUAUGCUGGAGAGGGGUUAGAGAAUAAAGUUAAAGGCAAAGAAUUUUCUGCCGCAGAUGAAAUUUACCUCACAGCAGAUGAAGAAGAAAAAAUAGAAGAACCGGCGCCCAAGAAAAGUAGAGAAGGCUGAGAUUGUUUUCAAAAUUGUGGCUAAAUCAUCCGACAGCCUACGACGUUUGCUCCUAUUUCCUUCGUUAAUUGAGUCAAAUUGAUCAGCGGCCACUAGGCGGCCACUUUAAAAUCAAGCCAUUUCAUGAUUGUGUGAGUUCUCAGGCGUGGUUUCAUAAGAUUUCCCAAUCAUUUCAAAACAAAAAAAUCAAGGCGAUCUGAAGUAUUUGAAAACACAACAGUACUAGCACUACGACCCGAACGAUCAUGAUGAUCGGAUAGAGGUAAAGAGUUCUAUCGAGACGAGUAUUUUCCCGAUGGUCCCACGGGUCAGUAGUAGUCCAUACUGUGUUUCCACAUAAUCUUCCCAAUCGUCUGGUAGAUAACCAUUUAAGAUUUAAGGUAGUCAUUUUUAUAGGCCGAAAUCAUAACUUCAGACACUUACAGAACCACGGUGGGCUAGUGUUUAAAGGUGACCGAAGCAAAAUAUCAAGAAAUGCUUCUUGAAGUAACUUCUUGGGUGUUAUGGUUGAAAAGUCUUUGAAGCACUUAGCAAUUUGUUUUCCUUGCGCGUGAGUGAUAAUUUGUGAUGAUAAUUUAUUGAGCACUUGAGGAAUUGCCGACGCAUAAAAUGUGUGAAAGCCGUUAAGGUAUUGGUUAACUGUAUUUUUGAUUGAAGUAAGAGCAAUGAUGUUGCUAUUGCAAGUAGAUGAGAUAUCUGAAAAAAGUUACGAAAUUCUGAUACAUAUUUAAAUUAUGAACAAUAUUGAUCAAUCAGUAUGUUCUGGGAACUUAGCAACUGAAAGUUUAAUCGUGAAGUAUUUGCAUGGAUGAUUAUUGUGGAGUGAAAACUGAAGCAUUACAGAACAAUGAAGGUUCUACCAAUUUCCGUCUGCUUUUAGUAUUUUUGUGCAAAGUGGUAUAAUUGUAAUGUGAUUAAAAGAUUUUCGCCAUUUUCUUAUUGACUGAAACGAUGUGAGGAAUGGUAUUUUAACGAAAAUGAAUAGAAGCUAAAUUUAUUUUA
Pocillopora verrucosa is the source of this 2631-nucleotide messenger RNA. RefSeq names its product UDP-N-acetylhexosamine pyrophosphorylase. Gene Ontology annotation, biological process: UDP-N-acetylglucosamine biosynthetic process. The record is from RefSeq and is a predicted model, not a curated record. Gene Ontology annotation, molecular function: UDP-N-acetylglucosamine diphosphorylase activity. NCBI's taxonomy places the organism in Eukaryota, Metazoa, Cnidaria, Anthozoa, Scleractinia, Pocilloporidae.